Messenger RNA from Corythoichthys intestinalis (scribbled pipefish), 3785 nucleotides. It is a transcript of the gene crtac1b, whose product is annotated as cartilage acidic protein 1b. The transcript is spliced from 15 exons. The record is from RefSeq and is a predicted model, not a curated record. Gene Ontology annotation, biological process: axonal fasciculation. The coding region runs from base 144 to 2045 and encodes 633 amino acids. Gene Ontology annotation, molecular function: calcium ion binding. Lineage: Eukaryota; Metazoa; Chordata; Actinopteri; Syngnathiformes; Syngnathidae.
UAGAAGUUGAGUAAAGGGAAUAAGUGGCGAGAAAAAACACUCCCGUUGCUAUCCAGAGCACAAUAAACCGAGGAUACUGACUCAUUUGCUGCCUCCCGCUGGAAGGUUUUGUUGGAGUUUUCACUCCCCCUUCAUCCGUCACAAUGUUGUGGUUUCUUCUAUUGCUCCCUACACUUUGCUGGAGCCAGCGUUCAGAGCCGAUGUUCUCAGCAGUUACCAAGUCCCUGCUUCCUCCGGACUACGAGAACAACCCCACCCAACUCAACUAUGGUGUCGCUGUCACUGACGUUGAUGGGGAUGGAGACCUGGAGGUGUUUGUUGCAGGUUACAAUGGUCCUAACCUGGUGCUGAAAUACGACCAGCAGAGAAGGAGACUUGUCAACAUUGCAGUGGACAAUCGCAGCUCCCCGUUUUACGCCCUGAGAGACCGCCAAGGCAACGCUAUUGGCGUAACAGCGUGUGACAUUGACGGAGACGGCCGGGAGGAGAUUUACGUACUUAACACCAAUAACGCCUUUUCUGGUCGCGCAACAUACACUGACAAACUGUUCAAGUUCCGGAACGGACGAUUUGAGGAUCUGCUGAAUGACGACAUUAAUGAACACAGGGAUGUGGCCAAUCGUAUGGCCGGACGUUCAGUGGCCUGUGUGGACAGAAAGGGCACAGGACGUUAUGCCAUCUACAUAGCAAACUAUGCCAGCGGCACCGUGGGCCCACAUGCGCUUAUUGAGAUGGACGAGGCAGCAAGCGACCUUUCGCAAGGCGUCAUCGCCCUCUCUAACGUGGCUGAGCAGGCGGGAGUCAACAAAUUCACUGGAGGCCGAGGUGUGGUCGUGGGGCCCAUUGUGAGCCAGAGCUACUCUGACGUCUUUUGUGACAACGAGUACGGACCCAACUUCCUGUUCCGAAACAACGGAGAUGGAACUUUUACUGAUGUGGCGCAGCAGGCUGGUGUGGAGGACCCCAUGCAGCACGGCAGAGGCGUAGCUCUUGCCGACUUCAACCGUGAUGGAAAGACUGACAUCGUUUACGGCAACUGGAAUGGACCUCAUCGUCUUUACAUGCAACUUAACAACCGUAAGCAGAGGUUCAAGGACAUAGCCUCGCAGAAGUUUUCCAUGCCAUCUCCGGUCCGCACCGUUAUUGCAGCAGAUUUUGACAAUGACAACGAGUUGGAAGUCUUUUUCAAUAACAUUGCUUACAGGGGGCCCUCGGCCAACAGACUCUUUAGGGUGAGCAGGCGAGAGCAUGGAGACCCUCAGAUAGAGGAGCUGAAUGUUGGUGAGGCUUCAGAGCCAGAAGGACGAGGAACUGGGGCUGUUGCCACUGACUUGGAUGGAGAUGGCCGUCUGGAACUGCUGGUGUCUCAUGGUGAAAGUGCAGCACAACCACUUUCUAUUUACAAAGUCAACCUUGGAACCUCAAACUCAUGGCUGCGUGUGAUUCCUCGGACCAAGUUUGGUGCUUUUGCUAGAGGAGCUAAAGUGGUCGUGUACACAAAGAGAAGUGGACCGCACACACGCAUCAUCGAUGGAGGGUCGGGCUACCUCUGUGAGAUGGAGCCUGUUGCACAUUUUGGCCUAGGAAAAGACAUGGCCACAAAUGUGGAAGUGUACUGGCCAGAUGGCGUCUCAGUUGCCCGACCCUUGGAACCAUCAGAGAUCAAUUCUGUGCUGGAGAUCUACUAUCCAAGAGAUGAUUAUGAGGUCACUCCCACUGUGGAAAUAGAGUGUGGUCCUGGCUUUACACUGAAUGAAAAUGGGCGCUGCAUUGAUAAAGAUGAGUGUACCCAGUUCCCCUCUGUGUGUCCCUCUGAUCGCCCCGUGUGCACCAACACCUAUGGCAGCUUUAAAUGUCGUGCCAAGAGGAGAUGCAACCAGGGCUUUGAGCCCAAUGAUGAUGGGUCUGCAUGUGUGGCCCAGGUGGCUUACUUUGGGAAGACGCGGUCCUCUGCGGAAUGCACAUGGUCGGCUCUUUCUCUCUGGCUAUCACCCAUCAGCGUGCUUCCUCUCAUCUCCAACAAUAUCCAGAGUGGAUUACUGUAGGCGUCCAUUUCCCCCACUUUACCAAGGAUGUACAGAAACUCUUGAAGAAAACAUUUAAUCCCCCUCUUCUUCACCCUAAAACAAACUAUGGAUCUGUGAUAUCAGUCGUGUUUUACACCAUGCAUCACUUUUGGGGUUCGACAGGAACUUACAAGGAGCAUGCUAGAAGUACACUGCGUUACAGCCGCAUAGGCCUCUUUUCAUUAUACAUUUAUCUCAUUGGGUGUUGAACUGAGUCCAAGUCGAUAGUGGUGGUUGCAGAGAAUCAAAACCACUGGACCAAACCGACCAGCUUCAAUGGCUGUAUUCAUUAGGGACUCAUUGAGGCUGGCGUCUGUACUGUACGUGCACAGUUCUGCUUUUGAGCUGACCGGGAUGCUGAGGAACACCAGGUUUCCAAGCUAUAAAUCGAGUGUUCAAAUCUGUGUGUGUGUUUGCGUGCGUGCGUGUGUGCACAAGAGAACAUAUGCCAGACCAUCUGUCAACAGUGAUGGGUUACAUUUCGUUAACUAAUAAUAAUUCUACACCACAAUAAAGAAGAAGAAAACUUUCCUUUUGAGUGAAGGCAUGAGGUUUAAUCUUGUUUACGAGAAUCCACAUGACCUCACAACUAAAAAAAAAAAAAUAAGCGAAGCACAAUUAUAUUUGAUUUCCAGCAACAUAAAUGUCGACGUGCCAGUGGACACUCCAGGCAUGCGCCCAGAAUAAAAAGAAAAUCAAAUAAAAAGAUGGCAUAUCUGCAAUUUAAUCCGUAACAUCACAUUUUUCCCCCCACUAAAUACAAUAUUAUUUUUCAUAUGAUUAGAGAGUGGUUAGCAUGUCAUAGUUCUAGGGCAUAUUUGUUUCAUUAUAAUAAUUUACUAAAGACGAACGUACUUAUUAUAAUGCAUUGCAAAUGACUAGACAUUUGGCUCCAUUUAGGACAGUCUGACAAUCAGUUAAAAUACAUCCUCACCGCUGUCUGUUAACUUAGUUUUACUCGGUUCUUAACGAACACAGCGCCAGUUUUGGAGCAUUUAAGUUCAAGGAGAAAAUCCAUUUUUAUGAAGUUACACGAUAUUCUCGAAAUAAAGUCUCCUUCUUGGAAAUCAAAUCAAACCCAAAUGACCAUUUAACGUCGCCUAGGGGAUUUUCCUGGCCAUUUCACAAAGGUCAUGAUGGCAGCAUAAAAGAUAGCGGUGAAAUCUUGCACUUUUAAAACUCUCUACAGUAGUUCUGAGCCUUCAACAUUUAUUUAAUUAACGCCGGUGUAGUUAUUUAUUGCUCUGGACAAAACACGGCAUCUUGCUCAUACAAAUCUAUUACCGCUUAUGAGACCAACAUUUACCGUAAUUUCCCAAAUAUAAGGCGCACCCGUGUAUAAUGCGCACCCCAAAUUUACUUGUAAAAUCUAUUGAAAAUUAUUAUACCUGUUUAUAACACGCACCUAAUUUUAGCACCAAUAAAUAGAAGAAUACAAGAAAACAGAGCUUGUGUACAGAUACAGAAAUGUCAUUUACUGACUGGUGAAACACAGCACAAGCAUAGCAUAUUGGUAGUUCAAAACAUUACCAUAAACUGACAAUAUUUACGGUAAUAAUAUGAUUUGACAACUUCUCCAACUUACCAGAAUCUAGGAGAAAACAAAACAGACGUAACUUUUCUUUUAAAGGCUGCUGUAUAACUUGCUCAUUUCAUCAUGAUCAAUAAAUGUUUCUUCCACGGAUUGAUACGGUAAAAUGAAAGUGAGAACAUAAGUCG